Cyclopterus lumpus (lumpfish) is the source of this 2731-nucleotide messenger RNA. It is a transcript of the gene nus1, whose product is annotated as NUS1 dehydrodolichyl diphosphate synthase subunit. The transcript is spliced from 5 exons. The coding region runs from base 168 to 1043 and encodes 291 amino acids. Gene Ontology annotation, cellular component: dehydrodolichyl diphosphate synthase complex; endoplasmic reticulum membrane. Gene Ontology annotation, molecular function: ditrans,polycis-polyprenyl diphosphate synthase [(2E,6E)-farnesyl diphosphate specific] activity. The record is from RefSeq and is a predicted model, not a curated record. Lineage: Eukaryota; Metazoa; Chordata; Actinopteri; Perciformes; Cyclopteridae.
GAGGGUUCACAGGUCAGGGGUUGCCAACGAAAGAGGAAGAUGGCGGACCGAGCUGCAGGCAACGAUGAAACAGGUUUAGCAGGCAGAUAAUACUUAAAUAGAAAAGCGCAUGUACGGCACAUUCCGACCACUGUCCUUUAAGGCUCUUACAAGGAACAAGGACACUAAUGGCGCUGCUUUACGGCUUGUUAUGGCGGCUACUGCUGGUUCUGGUCCACGUCAACAGAGCACUCGUAGUCUGGCUCCGUGUCCGGCUUCGGAGCUGGAAGGGGCGGCUGUGGGAGCGGGCGGUGGCUGGUCUGCUGCUGCCAGUAGCCCUGGCCGGGUUCCCGGACCACCAGAAAAAGUUGGAUCAAAACCCCGAUGCCAACGCUAACCCGGUGACUGGAAACCGCACUGCAGGUCGCCGAUCACGGUGGCUGUCUGACGGAAGGUCUCUGGAGAAACUGCCGGUCCACAUCGGCCUGUUGGUGACGGAAGAAGAACCUAGCUAUACGGACAUCGCAAACCUUGUGGUCUGGUGUAUGGCUGUCGGCAUUUCUUACGUCAGCGUUUAUGAUAAUCACGGUGUUUUUCGCAAGAACAACUCCCACCUGCUGGAGGAGAUCGUCAGGCAGCAGCAGGACUUGCUGGGUGCAGAAGGAUCCAAAUGCAAUGUGGAGUUCCUGAGCCAUGGCAGUGACAAACGGCAGCACCACGUGGUGUCCUGCAGCCCCACAGUGAAGGUGCUGUCUCCAGAGGAUGGGAAGCAGAGCAUUGUCCAGGCAGCGCAGCAGCUCUGUCGCUCCGUGGAGAACAAAGAAAGGAGCUCCAAAGACAUCAGCGUCUCCAUGCUGGACGUACUGCUAAGAGAAUCCAAGAACGUCCCGGACCCUGAGCUGGUGGUGAAGUUUGGUCCCGUGGACAGCACGCUGGGCUUCCUCCCCUGGCACAUCCGACUCACUGAGUUCAUCUCGCUGCCCUCUCACAGAAACGUGUCCUAUGAGGACCUGUUGAGCGUCCUGCAGCGGUUCGGUUCUUGUCAGCAGCGGCUGGGCCAUUGAUGCGCCUCCCCUCCCCCGCCACCCGUGCCAGGCUCCUCAAACAAAAAAGAGGGUUGGUGAGUGCACACAGUCAAGAGGAGAGUGAAUGAGCCCUCCACGAUUCGCUGUGUCCCUCGCUGCUCCUCUGUGCCCAACUCUGUCCGUCUCCUGGAUCUUUUAACAGACUCAAAGGACAAGCUCGGAGACCAGCCAGCUCACUUCCUGCCACCAGCUCUUGUCUCAUAAUAACACCGCAUUCCAGGACUUCUGGAAGCCGAGGGGAAAAUAGCACAUCGGAGACGGAGACACACACGGACAUAAGAGGACUGUCUGCACAGACUCCGUGUUCCACAAAACCCUGUUCUGUUUUCCCCUCCAACCCCUCUUUGGCUCACUGUUUGCCAUUCAGUCUCCAGCUGCUGUUUUCUGCUCGCAGACUUAGAAAAUGACUCGCCUUCACUCGGCGGAUGACAAAAGAAGAAACAAGGCUUUGUGCCCGUCUUCGAGAGGCACCCCGGAGGGAAAUCCAGCUGCGUCUCGGAGAGGGUAUCUCGACUGCCCAACCAAACAUGAGGCCACAAAGCGGAAGUUGAGCUUGGGGACAGCGGUUAAUGAUGUGUAAAUAUGAGAAAUUCAUAUGGCUCUGUGUUUGUUGUCCCGGUGGCCUCCAGUUUGCAGUUGUGUGUUCAUGCUUAGUAUUACUUCGGAUACAUAACCGAGGUUUGUCAAGGCUCCUGUUAGACUGUCCACGUUCUGAAAUAAAGAAAAUGCACUGGCUGCCUUCAGUCCAAUUCUAUGUCACUUUAAAAGGAGUCCCUGACGAAACUCCCCCCAUAUUCAAUAAUGACUCACUCAACACAGUUCCGUAUUUGGGUCUCAUAAUGUGAGGAUAAGCGGUGUAUAGCCACCUCAAGUUCAGACCAUGUUGUCACGUUUCUAUUAUCACGCCCAGCUAUCCUCACAGAUUUGACAAACGUUACCAUCAUUGAUAUUAACGGUUGCACUCUCUUCAGUUAAUAUCUGGAAACAUGGUGACAUCACUGAGGAGCAGGUUGCAAAGAAACGCGAGCAGUGGAAACGAUCCGACGGGAAGAAAACGACCCUUCAGUUUGGACAAACUCAUUUGGAGGAGAAAUAAACCGGUAUUAACAUGCCAGUUACCAGGGGUGGGAUACAACUAUAGACUUGUCAAACACAAAUUAUAAGAAUAAUAAGAACUGUUUCACUGAUGCUUUUUGUGUUGUGACAAAAUGUUUGCUGUGGAAAAAGAUAAAAUGUUCCUCUAGUUCAGGAAAAAACGCUGGCAAAUAUUUACUUGCAGUUUUUCUUUAUGCCCCCUGCAUGGAAAAAAAAUGUUUUUGGGAUGUCGGGCCGUCCGUUCCAUUCUUGUGAACGUGAUAUUUCAGAAACGCAUGGAGGGAACUUUCUUUCCAAAGAUUAACUGAUUAAAACUUCUAAGUCAAAGGUUAAGGUCACUGUGACCUCACGUCGAUCCCCUUCUUGUGAACAUAAUUUGACACAAAUGUCCACCUAGGCCAAACGGUCAAGUUUUUAGAAUUUGGUGGUAUAAAGGGUUUUUUGGGCCAUAAUUCAAGAACUCGUGCUAAUUGUGACAUUUUCAACAUCUGUGAUGACAUUUUGUGAUGAGCUUACAUCUGGUUGUUUAUUUGCACAAAGGAAAUAAAUGAGAAACAAGUUCAUGCUCUAGA